AUGCAAUUAAAAAUUGAAGAAUCAGCUUUUGCAACAACUGAUUUAUCAAGAACAUCUACUCUUACACAAACAUCUAAUGAUCGGUUUGAUAAACGUAUUGCCUUUCAACUAUAUAAUCGACAAAAAGAAUGUAGAGAAAAACUUCAUAAUUCUUUCACACAUUUCUUUUCAUCAGGAUAUCAAAAACUCGUAUUAAAACUACUUGAAGAAAAUGCUGGUGUUGAUUUACCUAACUUCCCAUCAUUUAGUAUCAUUGAACGACUUUAUCGUGCUGAACAAAACAAAUUUCGAAAACCAUUUUUUGCUGAAGAGACAAGCUAUAAAUAUCAAAUAAUACAUAAAUUAACCGAUAUCAUUAUACGUGCUAUUGAUGAAAGUGAAGACCAAUGCAGUAAUGAUAUUAAAAAGAUGCUUCAAAUUGAAGAACGUGUAUUUACACUUAAUCAUUAUUAUAUGGAUACAGUGAACAAAAUCAAAAAGAAAUACCAAGAAUAUAAUGAUAGUAUUGAAUUAAACAGAAAUGCGAAAGUUUCACCAAGAUUUACUAUCAAUGAUUUUGUAAUAGAUGUGAGUGGUCUUUCAAAUGAACAUCAAGCAGCAUUAGAUGUUCAAAUAGCUAUGUCAGCUUAUUGUCGUGUAGUUGAAAAGCGUAUUGUUGAUCAGGUCUCUCAACUUUGUUAUUAUUGGUUUAUCACUCGAUGUGCUCUUGUACUCGACUCAAAACUGAGUUCAGCCUUUACAUCGGCUACUUUGUUUGAAUGGAUGCGUGAGCCAUUCAACCAACAGCAAAAACGUGAGAAUUUGAAGAAAAGUAUAAAUGCAAUGGAAAGAGCGUUAGCUAUGGGACAGAAUGCAUAA
Molecule: messenger RNA, 858 nt
Organism: Rotaria sp. Silwood1
Lineage: Eukaryota; Metazoa; Rotifera; Eurotatoria; Philodinida; Philodinidae
Source: the annotation of a GenBank genome assembly